AUGGAGGCAGACUUUGAGGCGGAGCUGCAGCAGCAGCUGACGGAGCAGGAGGAGGCGGUGGUCGGAGUGCAGCAGCUGUUGGCGGCGGAGCCUGCCAGCACAGAGCUGGCCGAGCUUCUGUCCGAGCUGCAGGCGGCCAGGCAGGCCACCGAGGAGUCGCUGCUGGGCCUGAAGCGGCAGCGCCUGCUGGGUGAGCUGGAUGCCCUGCACGGCGGGGGCGACGCGCAGGAGCAGGGGCAGCAGCAGGCCGGCGGCGGCGGCGGCGGCGACUCGGCGCCGGGGCUGCCCCCAGGCGGCGCAUGCAUCUUCAGGCACACCGAUGGGCGGCACUACUUUGGGCGCGUGCUGCCAGGCAGCACCGCCGCUGCCACGCAGCUGGAGUUUAUGUUUCCGACGAGGGCCUUCCAGCUCGACCCUGUGGCGCUCCCAGCGGCCGCCCUGCACCCGGUGCCCGGCACCAGCCUGCUCCCCGAUCCCGCCCAGCUCCAGGCGGGGGCGCGGGUGGUUGUGAGGGCCCAGGGCAGCCUGCUGUGGUCGGCCGCUGAGCUGGCAGAGGUGGAUGCGGCGGGGCAGCAGGUGGCCGCCAUCACGCCGGCAGACAGGCGCCGGCAUGUGUUGCCGCUCUCGGCUGUCGCCCUGUCGGCGUACGCACCAAAUCCGCACGGCGGCGACAGCGGCGGCGGCGGCGGCGGCGGCGGGAUUCCUUCCGUGCUGGAAGGCAGCAGCGGGGAGGUGGGUGGCGAGGGCAGCAGCGAGGAAUCAGGCGGCGACUCUGAUGAAGCUGGGGAUGAGGAGGAGGAGGAGGAUGAGGAGGAGGAGGAGGCGGGGUCUGGCUUGGGUGCCGCCGCCUUUGGGCGUGUGAGCCUGGCCAUGGGGCAGGCCUCCACCCUGCUGCAGCAGCAGGCGCAGGCGGGGCCGCAGACCGAGACCAGCCUGUUCUUCGGCAGCGAGGCGCACAGCCGCGGCAUCGGCAGCAAGGCAAGGCCGGCUGGGUGUGCGGGCUGCCGCCGGCGGCAGGCACCAGACCUGCCCCUGCCAGCUGUGCUGCUGGCCAGGAUGGGUUUCAAGGGGGCCGGCCACGGCCUCGGGCGGCACCAGCAAGGCAUGCAGCAGGCGCUGGCGGCGACGGCGCUGAAGAAAGGGGCUGGGCUGGGUGUGGAUGGCGGUGGCGGCAUGCGCGAGGGCAGCAGCAAGCGCAAGCGCAGCGGCAAGCAGCGGCGGCGCGAGCGGGCGGCCAGGGCGGGGCUGGAGCAGCGGGAGGCGCAGCGGGAGGCGCAGUGGGAGCUGGAGCGCAAGACGGGCAGCGAGGGCCUGUUUGCCGUGCUUAACAGCAUCAUCGGCGAUGGCAGUGUGGCGCAGGCGGUGAAGGAGGCCAACCUGGGCAUGCGGCCUGCGGGGGAGGCGGGCGCCACCCGGCAGGGCCACCUGUUCGGCGGCGGCGGCGGCGGCGGCGCGGGCACGGGCAAGGCGGCUGCACCCAAGCAGGAGGACCGGCGCCAGCUGGCCAAGCGGGCAGAUGAGCUGGCGCAGCUGGGCCAGAAAGUGCAGCACCUGAGGGAGAUGGCGGCACGCAAUGCGCAGGACAAGCUGAUGAUCCCGCAGAUCCGCCGCGCGCUGGCCGAGGCGCAGGCGCAGCUGGCGGCGGCGCAGCAGCAGCACUCGGCCUCCACCAAGGCGAUCCACGACCGCGAGAAGCUGAAGCGCAUGGCCAAGUUCUAG
This is a messenger RNA of Chlorella variabilis, 1719 nucleotides long. RefSeq lists its product as hypothetical. Lineage: Eukaryota; Viridiplantae; Chlorophyta; Trebouxiophyceae; Chlorellales; Chlorellaceae. Gene Ontology annotation, molecular function: nucleic acid binding. The record is from RefSeq and is a predicted model, not a curated record. The transcript is spliced from 5 exons. Bases 1 to 1719 code for a protein of 572 amino acids.